GGACAGAGAGCCGUGAUGACGCAAGAUGGUCUCACAACAUAAACCAAGAUGGCGGAAAAAGCUGAAUCGUGUGGCUCCUCCGUGCUCCAGGAGACAGCACAAUGUUUCCGCCGGCCGCAGCACGCAAAAUUCCUGCUGGCAAACAUGAACGAGCUCCGAGCCCGUCCACACAUGUGCGACGUUACUCUCAUGGUGGGCGGGAAGGAGUUCUACCUGCAGAAAAUCGUGCUGUCGGCUGCAAGCACUUACUUCAGGGCGUUAUUUGAUUAUAGCAAAGGACAGGGACAAGUUGGAGACAAGCCGUUACAGAUCGAGGCAGAGAGCCUAACGGCGUCUGUUUUUGAACAAAUCGUGGAGUACAUUUACACAGGGAAGAUCGACAUCAGUGAAGACAAUGUCCAAGACAUUCUCCAAGCUGCUGACAUCCUCCUUAUGACAGAUCUUAAGGACUUGUGCUGCGAGUUCCUCGAGCAGGUUAUCAGUCCCGAGAACUGUCUGGGGAUCCGCAACUUUGCCGAACUCUUCAACUGUCCAGAGAUCCACUUCUUCGCGACGGAGUACAUGGAGAUGUCCUUUCACCAGGUCAUGUUUACUGAGGAGUUUCUGGAGCUGACGUUCGAACAGCUGCUGGAGAUCCUAGAACACGACAAACUGAACGUACGCAACGAACAGGACAUCGUGGAGUGCGUGCUGAAGUGGCUGGAGCACCAGCCGGAGAGCCGGGUGGAGCACCUGCAGCAGCUGCUGUCCAGCCUGUGGUUGGAGACGUUAGAGGCGCGGUACAUCGAGGAGAGGAUCGCCAAGCAUGAGCUGGUGAUAGACAUCGGUCCGGUGCAGACCAUGCUGCUGGAACACAUGCAGCCCAAGUCGGAGGAGCAAAGCUGGAACUCCACGCGCCCCAGAGGGUACAUGGACGUUAUCGUCGCUAUCGGGGGAGAGAGUCGCAGGAACAAGGACAAGGUCCUGGAUAACGUGCGGUGUGUGCGGCCGGCGCCCCACAGACAGCACAUGUCUGUGUGGAUAGACCUCGCUCCUCUUCUCACAGCCAGGAAGGACCACGCUGUCUGUGCAGCAGGUGGCUACAUCUUUGUGUACGGAGGGAUCGCUCAGGAUGGCCAGGUGCUGUAUAGCGGGGAGAGGUAUGACCCAGGCAGGAACGAGUGGAAGGAGGUGGCGCCCAUGCGCGAGGCCAGGCACUCCUUCGGCCUGGUGGCGAUCGGCUGCACGCUGUACGCCAUCGGAGGGGAGGGAGACUUUGGCCAAGUCCUGGAAACCAUGGAGCGUUACGACAUCUUCUCGGACAAGUGGACCCCCGAUGUUAACAUGACGGCACCUCGCAAACUGGCCUGCUACGCCACGUGUAACAAGAAGAUCUAUGCUAUUGGUGGUGGAAGGGUAGGAAAGCUGUACGAGUCGGUGGAAUGCUACAACCCCAAAACUCAGCUCUGGAGCUCUGUCAGCCCCCUGGAGGAGCGGCGCUUCCACGCCUGCGCUACCGGAACCCUCGGGAACGAGCUGUACGUCGUCGGGGGGUUCCGGAAGCUGGAGUGUCCCAGUUCUGUGCACCAGGAGAUCAAGUUCUGUGGGGGAGAAGUGUACAGCGAGGCUGCUGGGAGGUGGUUCAAGGUCAGCACCAACACCAUGUGCACCAUGACGGGGUCGUCUAUAGUCAACUCUGCUGUCACCAUAGGCAGCAGUGUGUAUGUGGUGGGAGACCUGGAUGUGGGUCAUCAGUACAACAGUAUCCGUGAGUUCCGGAUCCCGACGCAGACUUGGCACUGCGUGAUGCGGGACUUCCCCAGCGAUCAGAAGAACAUGCACUGUUGCACCAUCCGCAUGCCCAGCUGCUUCCUGUUUCGCGCGGAGCUGGAGAAACGGAAAGCCGCCAUCGAGGCGCGUGCGCGGCAGAUCUACACGCACGCCGCCACGCAGCGGUCCCCCGAGCGGUACGGUUCCGGGGGGAUGACGGGAGCCAUGGGGGCCAUGGCGCGAGGGGAGGAUGGGGAGGGAGGGGAAGGUGGGGAGGGAGGGGAGCAGUAACAGCUUACUCUUAAACCAAGCCUAAGAACUUUAGAAUCUACAAUCGCAACAACCACUCCUUAGGCCUAGCAAAAUUAAGGUGUUUUUGAUUAUGGGCCUGAGAAUAUUAGGGUUUGUAGAUAGGGAAUCUCUCUUUUUUUAAAACUUUUGGAUAUCACUGCAUAGGGGCCCCCUACACUCAAAUGCACUGGUAAGAACACUGAUGUGAGAA
This is a messenger RNA of Branchiostoma floridae (Florida lancelet), 2251 nucleotides long. Its product is annotated as gigaxonin-like. The coding region runs from base 49 to 2040 and encodes 663 amino acids. The record is from RefSeq and is a predicted model, not a curated record. Gene Ontology annotation, molecular function: protein binding. NCBI's taxonomy places the organism in Eukaryota, Metazoa, Chordata, Leptocardii, Amphioxiformes, Branchiostomatidae. The transcript is spliced from 8 exons. Gene Ontology annotation, biological process: cytoskeleton organization.